GUUUCCGUUUCCUUUAGAGCAGCCAUCUUGGUCUUGAGUUCUUUCUGAUGAAUUAGUGUUCCCGAAAGAUUACAACAAAAUGCAGUUGUGUUUUCGUGGAUUAUCAACUCACGUGCUUGAGUGCGAGAGCAAUGAAACUAUUGCUGAAAUCAAGGAUCGCAUUGCCUCCUUGGAAAACUUAAAAGCUAACGAAAUUAGUCUCUAUGCCAGUGGUGUCCCCGUUUCAGAUGAUAGUCUGGUUUCGACGUUCGAAAGCACAGACAUUGAAUUGACAGUUGGCUUGUUGGGUGGUAAAGUGCAUGGUUCACUAGCCCGUGCAGGAAAAGUUAAGGGUCAGACACCAAAAGUAGAGAAACAAGAGAAGAAGAAAAAGAAGACCGGCAGGGCAAAAAGGCGUAUUCAGUACAACAGGAGAUUUGUGAAUGUUGUAGCAACCUUUGGACGUCGUCGUGGACCUAACUCAAAUGCCGGAGCAUCAUAAAUUCUCUAACUUAAGUUAAUACUUUUUGUAUUGCAACUAUACUAUGAUGUUGCUUUAAAUAAAACCCUACUGUGAAAAGUAAA
Zophobas morio is the source of this 564-nucleotide messenger RNA. RefSeq names its product ubiquitin-like FUBI-ribosomal protein eS30 fusion protein (gene RpS30). Bases 80 to 481 code for a protein of 133 amino acids. Gene Ontology annotation, biological process: translation. Gene Ontology annotation, molecular function: structural constituent of ribosome; protein binding. The record is from RefSeq and is a predicted model, not a curated record. Gene Ontology annotation, cellular component: ribosome; cytosolic small ribosomal subunit. NCBI's taxonomy places the organism in Eukaryota, Metazoa, Arthropoda, Insecta, Coleoptera, Tenebrionidae. The transcript has 4 exons.